This is a messenger RNA of Brettanomyces nanus, 1185 nucleotides long. RefSeq lists its product as uncharacterized. Bases 1 to 1185 code for a protein of 394 amino acids. Gene Ontology annotation, molecular function: 23S rRNA (adenine(1618)-N(6))-methyltransferase activity. Gene Ontology annotation, cellular component: nucleus. The record is from RefSeq and is a predicted model, not a curated record. The transcript is spliced from 2 exons. NCBI's taxonomy places the organism in Eukaryota, Fungi, Ascomycota, Pichiomycetes, Pichiales, Pichiaceae. Gene Ontology annotation, biological process: rRNA base methylation.
AUGGAACAACUUGAUUUUCAAUAUUUAGUAUCUUUGAAUCCGAAACUAUCUAAAUAUUACGAUGAAAAGUUAAACAAAUAUGAUUUCCAGUCCAACGAUGCGGUGAUAUUACUUACUGAAACUCUCUUCAUAACCAAUUUGAAUCUAGAUGUUCAUAUUUCCAAUGAUAGACUUUGCCCGAGAUAUUUCAAUAGGCUUGAUUAUAUCUAUUUCAUACAAGAACUCAUGGAAGGUUCCAGUUUAUCUCCUGAAUCGAAGUACUUCGGCUUGGAUAUCGGUACUGGUCAGAUGGCAGUAUAUCCACUGAUGGCAGUGAAGAUCAUCUCUGAGCUGACUUGGAUUUUGGCAACAGAUAUUGACCAAAUAUCUGUAAAUAUGGCUCUCAAGAAUGUUCAAAACAAUCAUCUUUCCGAGAAAAUCCUCAUUGAGCUUGUUGAUAAGGACGACAAUUGCUUUAGAGCAGUCAAUCAGAAAGAUACUGAUGAUGCCGUAGGUUUUACCAUGUGCAACCCUCCUUUCUAUUCGUCAAUAUGGGAAAUGCAAUCCAAAAGAGCAUUGAAGCAAGCAAAUGAAGACAGAGAAACAGUCGUAGGUACCAAUCAGGAGUUGAUCUACAGUGAUGGAGGAGAAUUAGGUUUCAUACAAAAGCUCCUUAAGGACAGUAGAACAGCUUCCAAAAAAAUACUAUGGUUCAGUAGUCUUGCUGGUAAUUAUCAUACAGUGAAAACUCUAGUUAAGGAAUUUGACUCAGAUUUCAACUACGGUAUCUAUGAAUUCCAGAGUGGGCUUACUAAAAAGGCCACUAAACGGUGGAUCGUCUACUGGAGUUUCCAGUUCCUAAGACCUUCGAUCAGCCUAUUCAAUUCUAAAGUCUGUGCUCCCCCGUUCCGCUUUAUCAUGAAUCGAAAAAUUGAUUUUGCAGCUGCAUACACCAGAAUCAGGGAUUUACCGUAUUUGGAGAUCAGCACGGACGAGGACUUGAGCGUCUUUGUCAAACUACCAGGAAACUGUUGGUCAAGAUCUUACAGAAGAAAGAGGCAGCAGAACAGUCAGAAACGGACCAAACUGGACGGGAGUUGUUGGUUCGAAGUGGUUUUCUACCAGGAUCAGACGCUGAUUUACUGGAAAUACGGACAAAAAUACCAGACUUUCGAGAGUUUUUGCGGAUGGUUGAAUAAUACUUAA